Astyanax mexicanus (Mexican tetra) is the source of this 2992-nucleotide messenger RNA. RefSeq names its product TGF-beta receptor type-2-like. Gene Ontology annotation, cellular component: plasma membrane; signaling receptor complex. The transcript is spliced from 8 exons. The record is from RefSeq and is a predicted model, not a curated record. Lineage: Eukaryota; Metazoa; Chordata; Actinopteri; Characiformes; Acestrorhamphidae. Gene Ontology annotation, molecular function: activin binding; metal ion binding; activin receptor activity. The coding region runs from base 206 to 1837 and encodes 543 amino acids. Gene Ontology annotation, biological process: protein phosphorylation; transforming growth factor beta receptor signaling pathway; cellular response to growth factor stimulus.
UGUGUGUGUGUGUGAGUUCCUGUUCCCUCCUGUCUGGUGGAGGAGGGGUGAAGGGUUGAGUAACUCGUCCGACUCGGCCUCUCUCUCUCAUUUAAGCGCGUCUCUCUUCGAGUGUGUGUGAGAGUGUGUGUGUCGGAUGGUAUCCCCCCGUGCCAGCUCUGGACGCCCCCCGGAGGAGUGUGUGUGUGUGAGUGUGUGAUCGGUGAUGGAGCGUCCGGUGUUCAGCGUGUUGAGCUGGGUGGUGCUGGUGGUGCUGGUGGAGCAGCUGGGAGCGGCGUGGCUGCCGGGGACGCUGAGGGUGAAUGAGAAAGGUGUACUGCUUUUUCCUCAGCUGUGUAAGUUCUGUGAUGUUUUACCCAGUGACUGUAACUCCAGCAGCACCACCUGCCAAGCAGGCUGUGAUAUCACCUCUAUCUGUGAAAGCGUAGAGGAGGUGUGUGUAAGUGUGUGGCACACAGAUGGAGGAAAUGUAACCGUGGAGACGUUGUGUCAUAACCCCGCACGGCCCAUUUACGGUGUUCUGCUGGACGACUAUAAUAACACACAGUGUUUAAUGAAGCAGUAUAAAGGUCUGGGGCCGGAUUACUACAUGUGUUCCUGUAAUAAUGAAGAGUGUAACGAGAACCUCAUCUUCAUACCAGGCCUGGAGACGCCUAAAGAACCUUUUGAUUAUUUUAAAAAAGUUCUGAUCAGCCUGGUAGCGGUUCUGGUUCUGGCCUUAGUGAUCAUUGCUUUAGUCUACUUGCUGUGGAUAAACUCGAUACGCCAGCGACCGCUGAAGUCCAAGCACCCCGGCCACGGCUCCGGCGACACUCGCGCCAUCCUUCACGACGUGGACAACUCCGAAAACAGCCUGAACCACAACACGGAGCUGCUGCCCAUCCAGCUGGACGGUGUGGUGGGCAAGGGGCGGUUCGCCGAGGUUCACCGCGCUAAACUCACCAAUGCCAGCGUUGGCGGCACCAACGUGCCAUUCCAGAUGGUGGCAGUCAAGAUUUUCCCAGGCGUGGAAUUCGCCUCUUGGAAAACGGAGCACCAGAUCUUUCUGGACGCUGAGCUGCGGCACGAGAACGUGCUGCACUUCCUCACCGCGGAGGAACGCCGGACCGAAAAUCAGUACUGGCUAAUUACAGCUUAUCACCCCAAGGGCAACCUGCAGGACUACCUGAGAAACCACCUGCUGACCUGGGAGCAGAUGCACAGGUUGGGUUCUUCACUCACCCGAGGGGUUGCUCACCUGCACAGUGAUCAGACGCCCUGCGGCCGACCGAAAGUGGCCAUCGCCCACCGGGACCUGAAGAGCACCAAUGUUCUGGUGAAGGACGACCUGACCUGCUGCCUCUGUGACUUCGGCCUCAGCCUCAGAUUGGACAGCACCAUGUCCGUCGAUGAGCUCGCCAACAGCGGACAGGUGGGCACAGCCAGGUAUAUGGCGCCAGAGGUGCUGGAGUCCAGAAUCAACCUGGAGAACAUCGAGUCCUUCAAGCAGAUGGACGUGUACGCCAUGGCGCUGGUGCUGUGGGAGAUCGUGUCCAGAUGUAUCGCCAUUGGAGAUGUAAAGGAGUAUGAGCUGCCGUUCGGGAAGCUGAGGGAUCACCCGUGUGUGGAGAGCAUGAAGGACAGCGUGAUCAGAGACAGAGAACGACCUGAGAUCCCCAGCAGCUGGACCAAUCACCCGGGUAUAAAUACGUUGUGUGGUACUAUAGUGGAGUGUUGGGAUCAGGACCCCGAGGCUCGGCUCACCGCUCACUGUGUGUCAGAGCGUUUUAAUGAUCUGCAGGAUCUGGAUCAGAACUCCCUGAACUUCAGUCCAGAACAGAAGAUCCAGAACGACUGAAGUCCGUACAGACCGGAUCUCCAAACUCCUGCACUUUACAGCCUCACCUCUGCUCCGAAUCUCCAAAUCCAAAUCUAAUUUACACAGAUUUCCCUUCAUUACAUACGUUAUUAAUCAGCUGAGUCACGUUCAGAGCCUGAAAACUGCUGUCUUUAAUCUUAAACUGGGGAUUUAAUACAGUAACAAGGAAAAUCGAGAUAAAUCUAAUGAAAAAUGUCUAUUUUAGGGACUAUUUCUUGACCAACGACACCCUGCAUAUAACCUUCCACCACUGCUUUAAUCUUAAAACUGGCACCUUAAAAGCUUAGUUCACAAAACGCUGAUUAAAUAUACCCUUUAAGACUACCCUUAUAAAGGGUUUAUAAAUGUUUUAUAAUCUAGAUUUUUCAUUAUUAUUAAUUAGGUUGUAAAUGUCUUAAAAACCUUUGAUAAGCAGUUACAACACAUCAAUUAAAAACAUUAUUUAAUUCAACGUAGUCAUUUAAUUUAUAGUGAAGAGUUAAACAUAAUUACAAAUAUUCAAUAUUAAUAUGACAGAUUUAAUUCUGAUUGAUUGAAAUUGACAGAAUAAAUAAAUGAGUGUGGAGUAACUUUUUUGUGCAAAUCAGCUCACUGUUGCCAUUUUUACUUGUGUUGUUAUAUAUUUAUUAACUGCUUAUUAAUGGGCUUCGAAGAAUUUGCAACCUAAUUAAGAAAUAUUAAUAAACCCAUUAUAAAGGUAGUCUUCAUAUUAUGAAGUAAUCAACUCCAAGAAGAGGCUUUAAAGCUGAUCUCAGCCAGAUUAAACAGAGUUUUACCCAGAGUUCCAUAUGAACAAUAAAACAACACACUAUUGUGAGAAAGUGGCUUAUAUCACUAACCACCAGCAGACGGUGGUUCCACUGGAUGAUGCAGUGGAAGAGUUCUCUGUCGCACCUUUGUAGAGGGGUGACCGAUAACAGUGUGUAACAAGGGAAGAGAAGAAAGAAAAAAAAACACCCUAAGAGAAAAGAAAAGUCUUUCUUAAGUUCCUUUUUGAGAUUGUUUGUUAGUCCUUUGUUUGAGUCUUUUUCCCGCCUUUUUUCUGCAUUCCACUUUUUAAGGCCUUAUUUUACAGGAAGUUCAAAUUUUACUUAAUCACUCAUUUAAUCCCCUAUAUGAUUAAAAAUAACAACA